Molecule: messenger RNA, 1633 nt
Organism: Bactrocera latifrons
Lineage: Eukaryota; Metazoa; Arthropoda; Insecta; Diptera; Tephritidae
Gene: Snx6
Product: sorting nexin-6
Exons: 8
Coding region: 1-1530 (509 amino acids)
Biological process (GO): phagosome-lysosome fusion involved in apoptotic cell clearance
Molecular function (GO): phosphatidylinositol binding
Source: RefSeq, a predicted model, not a curated record
AUGUUGAAUUUUUAUAGCAAUAUCCUCCUUAAGUCCCAAGAACCCAAAUCAAAAUUAUCAAAUACGCGAUUCAAGAGAUAUUCGGUGUAUAGAAACUGUGGCUCUAUUGAAAGUGUAAACAUAAAAAGUGUGUUAGUGCAUAUGCAGGACGGAACGGAUGACUUAACAGCGGCUGAAAAUCUGGCCAAAAGUACGCCACUAGGCGUGGAAAACAACAUUUCAACCAACAAUCCAACAAUAAUGGAAGUUUCUUCUCCUAAUACACAACGGGAAACCGAAGGCGGUAAUCCUUUAACAACUAAUACAAAUAACGGCAGUGGUACUGUCACCUCCGAGUCGUCUUCGUCAGCAAUCACACCUGCUGCGCUCGCGGAAAAUACUUUGCAUGUAGAAAUUUCCGAUGCUUUGAGUGAAAAAGACAAAGUUAAGUUUACCGUGCACACGCGAACAACCUUGCCCGGUUUUGUGAAACAAGACAAUAAUGUGGUACGUCAGCACGAGGAAUUUGUUUGGUUGCACGACCGUUUCGAAGAAAAUGAAGAAUAUGCCGGUUAUAUUAUACCACCAUGCCCGCCACGCCCCGACUUCGAUGCCUCACGAGAAAAAUUACAGCGGCUUGGAGAGGGCGAAGGCAAUAUGACAAAGGAGGAAUUUAAGAAAAUGAAAUCCGAACUCGAAGCCGAAUACUUGGCCACCUUCAAGAAAACAGUAGCCAUGCAUGAAGUUUUCUUGCGGCGACUCGCAAAUCAUCCGGUAUUUCGUGUUGAUCAGCAUUUAAAAGUGUUCCUAGAAUAUGACCAGGACCUCUGUGCAAAGCCACGUAAGAAAAUGGCAAUUUUCGGUGGUUUUGUUAAAUCAUUAGGAAAGACGACAGACGAAAUCUUAAUGAGUGCAACAGUUCGAGACGUAAAUGAUUUCUUUGAAAAUGAGCUACAAUUUCUCAUUGAAUAUCAUGGACAUCUGCGUGAUGCUGCCGUACGAACUGAGAAAAUGACGCAACGUCAUAAAGAAGUCAGUGAAUGCCACCAAAAAAUCUCAAAUGCGUUGAUGCAACUAUCAACCGCAGAAAAAGGAAGCAUGGAAACCUUUUGUGCUAAAUCAGCCGAAAUCUUUGAAAAAAUUAAGAACUUGGAAGCACGCGUCUCCAGCGAUCAGGACUUGAAGCUCGGAGAUACUUUGCGUUACUACCAGCGGGACAGCGAUGCUGCAAAAGCACUCUUAAUUCGUCGCUUACGUUGUUUAGCCGCAUAUGAGGCGGCCAAUCGUAAUUUAGAGAAAGCGCGUGCCAAAAAUAAGGACGUCCAUGCUCCUUUGGAUGUUCAAGAGGCUGAAGCAGCCCAAGCAGAGGCCUGUGAGAAAUUCGAAUCGAUGUCCGCUUGUGGAAAGGAAGAAUUAGUUGGAUUUCGCAAUCGCCGCGUAGCUGCCUUCAAGAAGGGGUUGGUUGAACUAGCCGAACUGGAGAUCAAGCACGCACGCACUCAAUAUGAAUAUUUACGCCAAUCGCUUUUGGUGCUGAAAGAAAUUGCCUGAACUGUUGACUUCUACUUGUUAUAUUCUUCUCCACAUCCUUAUACAUUUAUACAUCAUAUUUACAAAUAUACGCCAAGCAAAAUAUAUUAAAGCCACAUAAUAA